CUCGUCCACGAUGACUCCUUCGAAUUCUUAUAAGAACUCCUUCUCCUUGUUCCUUUUCUUUUCCUCCAUCCUUCUCCUCGCUGACUAUGGCUAACGGGGCUGUCCCCAACGGAUCCGCGAAGGCGGCCGACCCAGAGGCCACUAAUCACUUCAGCGCGAACAAUCUCGCGCCGCUCGAUGCAUCGAAGGUCACCGUCACCCUGACGAAGUCGCCGAAACCCAUCCCGCCCGUCGAGGAGCUCGUCUUCGGCCAACAAAUGACGGACCACAUGCUGGUCGCGACGUUCGACCCCGCGCACGGGUGGUCCGCGCCCGAGAUCAAGCCGUACGGCCCGCUCUCGCUCGACCCUGCGAGCUCGUGCUUCCAGUACUGCCCGAACGUCUUCGAGGGGAUGAAGGCGUACCUCGGCCCCGACGGCGAACCCCGCCUCUUCCGCCCGGAGCUGAACAUGGCGCGCAUGCAGCGCUCCGCCGCGCGCGUCGCGCUCCCGCCCUUCUCGCCCUCCGCGCUCCUCGCGCUCAUCAAGCGCAUGGUCCUCCUCGAGCGGCGCUGGAUCCCCCGCGCGCGCGGCUGCGCCUUGUACAUCCGCCCAACCAUCAUCGGCACGCGCCCCGCGCUCGGCGUGUCCGCGUCCGACCACGCGCUGCUGUACAUCAUUCUCAGCCCGAUGGGCCCGUACUUCCGCACGGGCCCGAAGCCGAUUAGCUUGCUGGGUGUGUGUGAUGCGGUGCGCGCGUGGCCGGGGGGCACAGGCGGGUAUAAGCUGGGGCUGAAUUACGCGCCGGGGUUCGAGCCGCAGAAGCGCGCGGCGCAGAAGGGGUAUAUGCAGGUGCUGUGGCUGUUCAAGGAGGGCGAGGGGAGGGGGCUGGAGGGACUAAAGGUCACGGAGGCGGGCGCGAUGAACUUCUUUGUGGUGGUGAAGCGGGCGGACGGCGACCUGGACGUGAUCACGCCGCCGCUGGACGGGACGAUCCUCCCGGGGCUCACGCGCGACUCGUGCCUCGCGCUCGUGCGCGCGCACACGCCGUCCACGCGCGCCCUGCCCGCGCUCCCGCCAGCAACACGCGUGCACGCGCACGAGCGCACGCUCACCGUCGCGGACCUCGUGCGCUGGUACGCCGAGGGCCGGCUGCUCGAGGCGUUCGGCGUCGGCACGGCGGUCGUCGUCGUGCCCGUCGGGCGGAUCGGGUACGAGGUGGAGGUGGCGGGGAAGGAGGAGAAGGAGGUGCGGGACGUGUUGUUGCCGGAGUACGAGGGCGGGUAUGGCCCAGUUGCGAGGGCGCUGUGGGAGCGCGUGGUGGAGAUCCAGGAGGGGCGGGCGGAGUGGGAGCGGUGGAGUGUCAGCUGUGAGGAGGAGGCGUAGAAGAAUAGAAGUAAAAGUAUAUAAUGUAGAAUUUAUGGGCGGGUGUAAUGCAUAUAUUUUGUUUCAUUCCAGACUCUAGGGGGAACGGAGCCCUUGGGAGUCUGGGA
Gloeophyllum trabeum ATCC 11539 is the source of this 1471-nucleotide messenger RNA. RefSeq names its product branched-chain amino acid aminotransferase II. Gene Ontology annotation, biological process: L-valine biosynthetic process; L-leucine biosynthetic process. Gene Ontology annotation, molecular function: branched-chain-amino-acid:2-oxoglutarate transaminase activity. Gene Ontology annotation, cellular component: mitochondrion. Bases 87 to 1364 code for a protein of 425 amino acids. NCBI's taxonomy places the organism in Eukaryota, Fungi, Basidiomycota, Agaricomycetes, Gloeophyllales, Gloeophyllaceae. The transcript has 5 exons. The record is from RefSeq and is a predicted model, not a curated record.